Molecule: messenger RNA, 3138 nt
Organism: Emys orbicularis (European pond turtle)
Lineage: Eukaryota; Metazoa; Chordata; Testudines; Emydidae
Gene: TNPO3
Product: transportin 3
Exons: 24
Coding region: 1-2859 (952 amino acids)
Biological process (GO): protein import into nucleus
Cellular component (GO): cytoplasm
Source: RefSeq, a predicted model, not a curated record
AUGGAGGGUGGCGGAGGCAGCGCGGGGAAGCCGAGCCUGCAGCUCGUGUACCAGGCGGUACAGGCGCUUUACCACGACCCGGACCCGAGCGGCAAGGAGCGGGCGAGCUGCUGGCUGGGGGAGCUGCAGAGAUCGGUUCAUGCGUGGGAGAUCUCAGACCAGUUGCUACAGAUCCGGCAGGAUGUAGAAUCAUGCUACUUUGCAGCACAGACCAUGAAGAUGAAGAUUCAAACCUCGUUCUAUGAACUCCCCACAGAUUCGCAUGCUUCGUUGCGGGACUCUUUACUGUCCCACAUUCAGAACUUGAAAGACCUGUCACCCGUCAUUGUAACUCAGCUUGCAUUAGCAAUAGCAGAUCUCGCCCUACAAAUGGCUUCUUGGAAGGGCUGUGUACAGACACUGGUGGAAAAGUACAGUAACGACGUGACAUCACUGCCCUUUCUGCUGGAGAUCCUCACGGUGCUGCCAGAGGAGGUUAAUAGCCGAUCUUUGCGCAUUGGCGCCAACCGCCGGACCGAAAUCAUUGAAGACCUGGCUUAUUACUCCAGUACAGUGAUCUCCCUUCUAAUGACCUGUGUGGAGAAAGCAGGUAACGAUGAGAAGAUGCUGAUGAAAAUUUUCCGCUGCCUGGGGAGCUGGUUCAAUCUGGGAGUUCUGGAUAGUAACUUCAUGGCCAACAGCAAGUUACUGUCCCUCCUCUUCGAGGUGCUGCGACAAGACAAGACGUCCUCAAACCUGCAUGAGGCAGCCUCUGACUGCGUGUGCUCGGCACUCUACGCCAUUGAAAACGUGGAGACCAACCUGCCCCUCGCGCUGCAGCUCUUCCAGGGAGUCCUGACGCUGGAGGCCGCCUAUCACAUGGCUGUGGCCCGGGAGGAUUUAGACAAGGUUCUCAAUUACUGCCGCGUCUUCACUGAACUCUGCGAGACGUUUCUGGAUAAAAUUGUUUGUACGCCAGGCCAUGGGCUGGGGGACCUGCGCACGCUGGAGUUGUUGCUGAUCUGUGCAGGCCAUCCACAGUAUGAGGUGGUAGAAAUUUCCUUUAACUUCUGGUACAGACUGGGGGAGCAUCUGUACAAAACGGACGAUGCAGUCAUACACAGCAUCUUCAAAGCCUACAUCCAGAGGCUUCUGCAUGCUCUGGCCAGACACUGUCAGCUUGACCCAGACCACGAGGGUGUCCCGGAGGAGACAGACGACUUCGGGGAGUUCCGGAUGAGGGUCUCGGACCUGGUGAAGGACUUGAUCUUCCUGGUUGGAUCGGUGGAAUGUUUUGCCCAGCUUUAUGCUACCUUGAAGGACGGGAACCCUCCCUGGGAGGUGACGGAAGCUGUUCUCUUCAUCAUGGCCUCUAUAGCCAAGAGCGUUGACCAGGACAGAGCCUGCUUCACCCAGCCCUACGCCUCCCAGCCCAGGACACAGCACCGGCGAGCGAGAGGGACAAAGGAGAACAACCCGACGCUGGUGGAGGUGCUGGAGGGGGUGGUGCGCCUCCCCGAAUCCGUGCACACUGCUGUCCGCUACACCAGCAUAGAGCUGGUGGGAGAAAUGAGCGAAGUCGUGGACAGAAACCCUCAGUUCCUGGAUCCUGUGCUGGGUUAUUUGAUGAAAGGUCUCUGUGAGAAGUCACUGGCCUCUGCUGCCGCCAAAGCUAUUCACAAUAUCUGCUCAGUAUGCCGGGACCACAUGGCUCAGCACUUUAAUGGCCUGCUAGAGAUUGCCCGCUCCCUUGACUCCUUCAUGCUGUCUCCAGAGGCUGCUGUGGGACUCCUUAAAGGGACAGCAUUGGUUCUUGCCCGGCUACCCUUGGAAAAGAUAGCAGAGUGCCUCAGCGAGUUGUGUGCCGUUCAGGUGAUGGCACUGAAAAAGCUGCUGUCUCAGGAGCCGAGCAAUGGCCUGUCUUCAGACCCCACUGUGCCCCUAGAUCGACUGGCUGUCAUAUUUAGGCAUACCAACCCCAUUGUAGAAAAUGGCCAGACCCAUCCGUGCCAAAAAGUCAUCCAGGAAAUCUGGCCGGUCCUGUCGGAGACCCUGAACAAACAUCGUGCCGAUAACCGCAUUGUGGAACGCUGCUGCCGGUGCCUGCGCUUUGCUGUCCGCUGUGUAGGCAAAGGGUCUGCGGCCCUGCUGCAGCCGCUGGUCACGCAGAUGGUGAACGUGUACCAGGCGCACCAGCACUCCUGCUUUCUGUACCUCGGCAGCAUCCUGGUGGACGAGUACGGGAUGGAGGAAGGCUGCCGGCAGGGGCUGCUAGACAUGCUGCAGGCGCUGUGCUUGCCUACCUUCCAGCUCCUAGAGCAGCAGAAUGGCCUUCAGAACCACCCAGACACCGUGGACGACCUCUUCCGGCUAGCCACCAGGUUCAUCCAGCGCAGCCCAAUCACCUUGCUCCGCAGUCAGGUGAUCAUUCCCAUCCUGCAGUGGGCCAUCGCCUCCACCACCCUGGACCACCGGGACGCAAACUGCAGCGUCAUGAAAUUCCUGCGCGACCUCGUCCACACCGGGGUGGCCAAUGACCACGAAGAGGACUUUGAAUUGCGGAAGGAGCUGAUCGGGCAAGUGAUGAACCAGCUGGGCCAGCAGCUCGUGAGCCAGCUACUGCACACCUGCUGCUUCUGCCUGCCGCCCUACACCUUGCCCGACGUCGCCGAGGUGCUCUGGGAGAUCAUGCAGAUCGACAGGCCGACAUUUUGUCGCUGGCUAGAGAAUUCACUGAAGGGUUUACCAAAGGAAACAACCGGAGGAGCCAUCCAAGUGACGCACAAACAACUUACGGACUUUCACAAGGAGGUGACUAGUGCUGAGGAAUGUAAACAAGUGUGCUGGGCCCUGAGGGACUUCACCCGGUUGUUUCGAUAGCUCGAGCGCCCACUCUGUGCCUGUCUCCAAGGAAUGUCUUUUUAUUUAGAAGACAGGAAAUAAGAAAACCAAGAAUGUCCCACAAUCAGCAAACUUCAUUGUGGCCGAGGGCUUUCACUCACUCUAGUGUGCGCCGUCAAACCCGAAGAGACGCUUCCCCGCCAGGACAAGCCAGUGAAGUUACUGUUUGUGAGGGAGAGGGCAACUCAACCUACUAAAGAUGGCUGCAGCCGGACCUACAGCAUUGUAGGGGCAACGCUGCUUUCUUGAUGGACUCGC